UCGUUACGGGACGCUACGCUCGCCCUGAGAAGCCGGAGAAGCAGAAACCUCUGGAGAUCAUGGACAAGUUUGAACUGAUUAAGGUCAUUGGGGAAGGUGCCUUUGGAAAAGCAUACUUGGCUAAAGAGAAAUUGAAUAGCAAUCACUGUGUCAUAAAAGAAGUCAACUUUGCAAAGAUGCCCAUGGAAGAAAGAGAAGCUUCAACAAAAGAAGUGAGUCUUCUGGCCAAGAUGAAACAUCCCAACAUAGUGACUUUCUUCAGCUCAUUUCAAGAGCACAGCAGGCUGUUCAUUGUGAUGGAAUACUGCGAUGGGGGAGAUCUCAUGAGCAGGAUCCACAGACAGCGUGGAGUCUUGUUUAGUGAAGAGCAGAUCCUGGGUUGGUUCGUGCAGAUUUCCCUAGGACUAAAGCACAUUCAUGACAGAAGAAUAUUACACAGGGACAUAAAAGCUCAGAACAUUUUUCUUAGCAAGAAUGGAAUGGUUGCAAAGCUUGGGGACUUCGGUAUAGCAAGAGUCUUGAAUAACUCCAUGGAACUUGCUCGAACUUGUGUUGGAACACCUUACUACCUGUCCCCAGAGAUCUGUCAGAAUAAACCAUACAACAAUAAAACGGAUAUUUGGUCUCUUGGCUGUGUUUUAUAUGAGCUAUGCACACUCAAGCAUCCUUUUGAAGGUACCAACUUACACCAGCUGGUCCUGAAGAUUUGCCAAGCACAGUUUGCCCCAAUAUCACCAAGGUUUUCUCAUGACCUACGGUCCUUGGUACCUCAGCUCUUUAAGGUGUCUCCUCGAGAUCGGCCAUCUGUUAAUUCCAUUUUGAAAAAGCCCUUUUUAGAGAUUCUUAUUGCUAAAUACUUGACUCCCGAGAUUAUUCGAGAAGAAUUCAGCCACAUGCUCCUGUACAGAGCAAGAUCGUUAGCCUCUCGGCCUUCUGGGAAGAUGAUCCAGGAUUCUAAGAUACAGAAAGUGAAAUUCCAGGGAAAGUGUCCACCGCGAUCAAAAAUAUCAGUGCCAGCUAAAAAGAAGGAUGUAUUACAUAGAAAUGAGUGGAGACCCCCACCUGGAGCCCAGAAACCAUUAUGCAUAAAAAUGAUGGAAAGGCCCAAAGUUGCUGCGGUUUGUGGACACUAUGACUUUUAUUAUGCUCAACUUGACCUGCUGAGGAAGAGAGUCCAUGAACCAAACUAUCACUGUGUCCCUCAAAAAGAUUCUGGACCCAAGGAGUCUAACCAGGAAGAAAGCAACAGUGCAUCCCCCGCUCCGUGGCCUUCCGAUUACCUUCAGAGGAAAUUCGAAGCUCAGCAAUAUAAGUUGAAAGUGGAAAAGCAAUUGGGUCUUCGUCCUUCUUCUGCUGAGCCAAAUCACAACCAGAGGCAAGAGCUAAGAAAUCAUGGAGACGAGACUGGGUUCCAGGAGCUACAAUUUAGGAAAAAGGAAGUGAAGGACCAGGAGUAUUGGAAGCAGCUGGAAGAAAUACGCCAACAGUAUCACAGUGACAUGAAGGAAAUUAGGAAGAAGAUGGGGAGAGAGCUAGAGGUGAACUCAAAAAUCAGUCAGAAAACCUAUUUGGUGAAGAAGAGUACCCUGCCAGUGUCCCAGGAUGCACCUGAGGAAGAAGCUCCUGCUCCAGACAUUGAAAGAGUCUUAAAACAAAUUAGGCUUCAGAAGACAAAGGAAAGUAAAAUUUCGGAACAGAAAUAUAAAGCUAAGAGUGGGGUAAAGUUUGAAAUUCCCUUAGACAAGUGUGUUUCUGGUGAAAACACCUUUCAGGAGGAUGAGGCAAUGGUUGCACUAAAUGACACUUUGACCUUCGAGGAUGGCAUGAAGUUGAAGGAAUACAGACAUGUGAAGGAGCAAGAAGAUUACACAGACAGAGCCUUUGAAGAGCUCUGUGGCCCAGAAACUGGUAUGUCUAGUCACACCCUGGCUGCUUUGGACUGCAAAAACAGGAGGCAGUGGGAAUCCAGAGCACCUGAGACUCUGCUGCAAAUGAUGGCAGCAGCGGAUGUCAGCACUGCCUGCCCCACCAUGCCUGAUGAUGGUCAAGUGAUUGUGAUGGAAGGUGGUCCAGAAAACAGGAAGCAAUGGCAACAUGAAGCACCAGGAACUUUGAUGGCUAUUUUGGCAGCAGCACACCUGAGUAGCUCAUUUCCUUCCAGUGAAGAAGAACCUGUAGGGACCUUGAAACAAUGUCUUCCUAAAGAUGAAGAGGAGGUGGAAAUGACCUCUGGCAUUGAAGUAGACAAGGAACAACUGGAAGCAGGAUCUGAUGGUGAUGAUACAAAUUUUGAAGAAUCUGAAGAUGAGUUGAGAAAUGAAGUAGUAGAAUCCCUAGAAAAUUUUGCUUCUUCCAAAGAAGAAGUAAAGGAAAAGGCUUCCAUCUUCUCUAAAGAUGCUGAAAAGUCAGAAGAAAAAGAAAGGAUAAGCACAACAACAUCUAAAGAAUCAAAUGAGGUCUCAGAGGUGGUUAACAAUCCAUCAGUUUGUUUUACAGAUGGUGACUAAGGACUAACAAUCAAUCAAAAUGUACAAGUGUAAUUACUGGGAUUUUUUUAAUGUACUGGGAUCAGUGUAAUUUGUGGCAUUUUGUUAUGUUUCUUUGAUUCUUUGUUUUUAAGGCAAUGUCUUGCUAUGUCACUCAGGGUGGGCUAGAAUUCACUAUAAGCUUAGGUUGGCCUUGAACUUGGGAUCCUUCUGUCUCUACCUCCAGAUAACUGGGAUUACAGACAUGCACACUGCACCCAGCUCCCACAUACGUUUUCUUAUUAAGAAUAAGAAGUACCUAUUCCUUAUAGUACCUCUUUAGGUACAAGUAAAAGAAAAACAUUUGUUUGUAAGAGUUUUUCAGUGAUCAUUUCUAGGACUUGAUUUUUCUUUCAAGUUAGAUAACAGAACUCCCUUAAGGAGGAUAGCUUUAGAUUUAAGGUAGGGGAAAGAGAGUCAACCAGGAGCAGCGAGAGAGAUCAGGUAAAUGACAGAGACCAAUAGGCUCCUAGAAACUUGCAAUAUCUUCUUGUAGUUAUGUAACAGAAGUAACUUUCCUGUUGCACUCAUUGACAGAUUCAGCACAGACACAUUCUCAUUUAUUCAUUCAUAUCAAAGUCCUGGUACUAAGGUAUAUUUCCAUAAUUAAACAACAUUCUGAAAGCACUGAUAACACUUGUCUUUAUUUCAUAAUUUUGCCUAUAAUAUGAGCUUAUAAAAUACUGUGGGAAUUAUGAAAAAUAAAGACUUAGGGGCAGGGGAGGUAGCUAAGGGUAGAAUGUAUGCUUAGCAAACAUGAGGCCUUAGAUCUAAUCCGAAGUACCGUUAAAGAAAAUGCCAUACCCCCAAAGCAUAAUUUUAAGAAAGUCUACAAAAUCUAUCAAUUCUUAGGCACCACAAACAAGACAGAGUCCCAUUCCCCUCUAUGCUUUUUCUUCCUUCUUUCUUAAAAAAAAUUUUUUUUAAGUAUUCUUGCCAGGUGCUAGUGGCUCAAGUUUGUAAUUCUAGUAUUUGGGAGGCUGAGCUCCGAGGAUUGC
Messenger RNA from Perognathus longimembris pacificus (Pacific pocket mouse), 3523 nucleotides. RefSeq names its product NIMA related kinase 5 (gene Nek5). Gene Ontology annotation, molecular function: ATP binding; protein kinase activity. Lineage: Eukaryota; Metazoa; Chordata; Mammalia; Rodentia; Heteromyidae. Gene Ontology annotation, biological process: protein phosphorylation. Bases 60 to 2507 code for a protein of 815 amino acids. The record is from RefSeq and is a predicted model, not a curated record. The transcript has 24 exons.